This is a messenger RNA of Vicia faba (fava bean), 2463 nucleotides long. The record is from the annotation of a GenBank genome assembly. Lineage: Eukaryota; Viridiplantae; Streptophyta; Magnoliopsida; Fabales; Fabaceae.
AUGGCAAAAAAACAUUUGUUUUUCUCCUACGUUGUUGAUCUCUCUAUCUUAAUCCUCUUCAUGUCAAAGCCAUGUUUCUGUGGUACCCAAUACAUCGGCAAAAUCUUACCUGGGACACAAGGUUCACAAAUGAACUGGAUUGACAGAGACGGUAAAUUCCUCCUCUCAAAAAACCUAAAUUUCGCUUUCAGUUUCAUCACCACCGUCAACGACUCCACCAAGUUUCUUCUAGUAGUCCUCCACGUAUCAAGCUCCACCGUGAUUUGGACUGCAAAUAGAGAAAAACCUGUUUCCAAUUCUGAUAACAUGGUCUUUGAUAAAAAAGGAAAUGUUUUUUUAUCUAAAGAUGGAAUUUUGAUUUGGUCUACAAACACAACUAACAAAGGGGUUUCUUCAAUGGUGUUGCAGGAUAAUGGAAACCUGGUUUUGCUUGGGGGUGAUAAUAACAGUACGGUGAUUUGGCAGAGUUUUGAUUUUCCGACUGAUACUUUGUUGCCUCAACAGGUUUUUAAGGAGGGUAUGAAGCUUACUAGUGAACCUGGUUCGAAUGGUUUGGUUUAUGUUCUUGAGAUUGAAUCUGGGAAUGUUGUUCUUUCUGCUGCUUUUAAGAUACCUCAGGUUUAUUGGACUAUGCAGAAGGAUAACCGGAAGACGGUUGAUAAGGACGGCGAUGUUGUGGUUUCGGCGAAUUUAAGUGAUAAUUCUUGGAGAUUUUAUGAUGAGAAGAAGUCUUUGUUGUGGCAGUUCAUUUUUUCGGCUGAUGCUGGUGUGAAUGCAACAUGGAUUGCUGUUUUGGGACGGGAUGGUGUUAUAAGUUUCAAGAAUCUCAAUAGUGGUGGAUUGAACGGUGAUUCAUCGACGAGGAUACCGCAGGAUCCUUGUAGCACACCGGAGCCUUGUGAUCCUUACAGUAUAUGCACGGCUAAUCUUAGUAGCAGGUGUAGCUGUCUUUCUGUAGUUCCGAGCUGUAAACCUGGUUUUGUUUCUCCUUGUGAUGAUGGUAAACCAGGAAAAUCUGUUGAACUUGUGAAAGGUGAUGAUGGGAUUGGUUACUUUGCUCUUGAUUAUCUUCAGCCGUUUUCGAAAACUGAUAUGGCUGGCUGUCAAACGUCGUGCCGAGGAAAUUGUUCUUGUCUUGCAAUGUUCUUCCAUAAGAGUUCGGGAAACUGUUUCCUUUUGGAAAGUGUGGGAAGUUUUCAGAAAUCUGAGAAUGGUGAUAAUGGUUAUGUUUCUUACAUUAAGGUAUCAAGUGAUGGAGGCAAAAAAGGAAGUGGAGUUAGACCUGCACAUAUUGUUGUCAUUGUUGUUAUUGUCGUAUUAACUUUGUUUGUGAUUUCUGUUCUGAUCUUUGUUGGGGUUAGAUACUACAGGAAAAAGAAAAGGUUACCUGAAUCUCCAAGAGAGAAUUCAGAAGAGGACAAUUUCUUGGAGAAUUUAACCGGUAUGCCAAUCCGCUACCGAUACAAAGAUCUCGAAGUUGCAACUAAUAACUUCUCAGUGAAGCUUGGUCAAGGAGGCUUUGGUUCAGUUUAUAAAGGAGUUCUACCUGACGGAACUCAAUUAGCUGUGAAGCAAUUGGAAGGUAUCGGUCAAGGGAAGAAAGAGUUCAGAGCCGAAGUUAGCAUCAUCGGAAGCAUUCAUCAUCUUAAUUUGGUAAGGCUUAAGGGAUUUUGCGCAGACGGAACUCAUAGGCUUUUAGUUUACGAGUAUAUGGCUAAUAACUCGUUGGAUAAAUGGAUAUUCAAGAAGAAAAAAGGCGAAUUUCUUUUGGAUUGGGAUACAAGGUAUAACAUAGCAGUAGGAACAGCGAAAGGGCUAGCAUAUCUGCACGAAGAUUGUGACUCAAAGAUUGUCCACUGCGACAUAAAACCAGAAAAUGUACUUCUAGACGAUCAUUUCAUGGCUAAAGUCUCUGAUUUCGGUUUAGCCAAGCUCAUGAACAGAGAACAAAGCCAUGUUUUCACAACACUAAGAGGAACGCGCGGAUACCUUGCACCAGAGUGGAUAACAAACUACGCUAUAUCAGAGAAAAGCGACGUAUACAGCUACGGAAUGGUGUUGCUAGAGAUUAUUGGUGGGAGGAAGAACUAUGAUACUGACGAGAGUUCAGAGAAAAACUAUUUCCCAAGUUUCGCAUUCAAGAUGAUGGAGGAAGGGAAAAUGAGGGACAUACUUGAUUCGGAGCUGAAAAUUGAUGAGCAUGAUGAUAGGGUACAUUGUGCUAUAAGGGUUGCAUUGUGGUGUAUACAAGAAGACAUGUCAAUGAGACCAUCAAUGACAAAGGUUGUUCAAAUGUUGGAAGGUCUUUGUACUGUUCCUAAACCACCAACUAGUUCUUAUUUGGGUUCUAGACUUUAUGCAAAUGUGUUUAAAUCAUCUAGUGAAGGAGGAAAUUCUUCUGGUCCAUCAGAUUGUAAUAGUGAUCCUUAUUUAUUAGCAGUUCGUCUUUCUGGCCCAAGAUAA